Messenger RNA from Tinamus guttatus (white-throated tinamou), 1352 nucleotides. The record is from RefSeq and is a predicted model, not a curated record. Lineage: Eukaryota; Metazoa; Chordata; Aves; Tinamiformes; Tinamidae.
AUCCAUGCUUCGUCAGCGCACGGUCUAGAGAAGCAGCUGCUGAGAUGACUCCGAGCACCGAGGUCCAGCCAAGCUUUGAGGACGUUUUUAAUAUCCUGUCCCGGAUCCCAGAAGACAAACUCCUCAACCUCAAAUACAAGCUGAAGCACUUGAUGUUUAAGCCCUGCAGCAAACUGCUGCAAGCCAUGGUCCUGCUCACGCUGCGGCGGGAGGCGGACGCCAGGAUUUGCCUGGACGCUCUGAGGGACGAGCAGGCGGCCCGGUACGUGCACAGGACCAGACUGGGCCCAGCGGGAGCGCAGGAGAACGGGGAGGAUCCGCAGCCUCCGGAGCUGGAUGCGGAGGCCAUGGUGCUUCUGGCACGGAUCUACUCGCUGCUGGCGGACGAGAACCUGUGCGGGCGGGAAGCCGUGGUCAGGGCCUACCGGAGGGUCAUCGAGGCCUGUGGCGCCAGCAGGGACCCGCAGCAGGAACCGCUCAGGAGCAUCCUGGCCGAGGCCCAGGAAAAGUGCGGAGCCGCCCUGGGCUUCGUGGGCUCCGGCAGCCGCUUCCAGCCGCUGAGGUCGGACCUGGCCCUGCGCGUGAAGGGGCUGCUGGAGGCCAUGGGGGUCCCCGACGGCGCCACCUUCUCCGGGGACUUCCUCACCGGCGGCCGCGGGCAGCUUUCCUGUUUCCAAGACGCGAUGGAAAACUCCGCUUUCACCAUCCUUCUGCUGACCAAGAACUUCCUCUGCCAGCCUUGCAUGUUCCAAACAAACUCAGCUCUCAUGCAGUCCAUCGAGACGCCAUCCAAGUACAACUCGGUCAUCCCUUUUGUACCCAGGGAAAACCCCUUGGAAGACAGCGAGAUUCCCUUCUUUCUGCGAGGGCUGGUGCCCCUGAACGAGAACUCGCCCAUGUUCUCCACCAGGGUGAGGAACACGUUUACCCGCAGCAAGGUCAGCGAGCAGAAAGCCCUGUGGAAACAGAGGCAGCAGGUCCAGGAGCAGCAGAGGAAACUGCAGCUCUACCAGGAGCACUGGCGAAUCCUGAGACGCUUAUCCGAGCUCAACCUCGGCUCCCUUCCGCGGGCGCCGUGGCCGUCGGAGCCGGGAGACGCUCAGCAGGUCCUGGAGCAGCUCCAGGCUCUGUGGUCGGCCCCGCAGUGCCCGUUUCCCACCUCUGCCCAGCCGGGUCCUUCUCCUUCCCACACGUUUUUCCAGCCCCGCGGGAUGCCGGCUGCGGGCAGCGGGCAGCACCUCAUCAUCAUCCAGAACGCGAAGAUGGUGCAGAUCGGGGACCACAACGUGAUGCGCGUGCGGACGGCCCCGCCGGCUCCCGAGGACGGCGAGGAAGACGGGGAGAAGCCUUGA